AUGAACUCUAAUUCAUUUUUGCUCUUUGGAGCAUACCAUUCAGGUCUUCAUAGUCUAUUUACGUUAUUUCAAAAUGCUUUUAGUUCGGCUUCAUCGUCGUGUAAAGUCAAAGUGCUCGAUAUAUGCCAGUUGGGUGAACCAUUUCGAACGAUCGGGAGAGUAGCAAAUAGUCCCUUCGUUAUGGCUGCAAAUGAUCAAUAUAUGUUAAUUCAAAAUGGUCCAAAUAUUUGCCUUAUAAAUACAAAAAUGAAAGUAGUUCGAGAAAUUGAAUGGACUUGUGGAAGGAUUAGUGAUCUAUGCUGGAACACAAAACUCAAUCAAAUUUAUAUCAUUAGUGAUUAUAAAGUAUUUAUAAUGGGUCCACAAACUAUGGACUACCAAAAGAUACUUGAAGGGAAGUAUUAUGAGAGUUGCACUUGUUCACGCGACACACUUUAUCUUACUAUCUGUCCACCUCGAGAAGUGUUAGCACACUCGUUCUCUGAUCUUCUCUCGUCUAAAUCUGUUUUUAUGUGUCGUGGGAAUGACCAUGUUGAAGGCAUGUCUUACAAAGCUGGCAAACUUGCUUUGAUUAUGAAUAGUCGACUUGGAACAAAGCCUCAUGUCGUAAUUCUAUCAACAACAACAUACGAUUGUUUAUUCGAAAUUACUAUCACCGACGCUUUUGGCAGGCAACGAUGCAGUAUUUCAUCACUCGGUUUAAGUGGCUGGCUUGUAAACGAUUCGGACACAUACAAUAUUCAUCACCUCACAAAGGACAACAUACUUCGAAUGACACCGAUUUAUAAAUACGGCCAGCCGUAUAAUGUAAUUCGACUUGGAGCUGAUUAUUUAGCGGUCUCGACAGCAACCACUAUUAAUCUACACAAAUUAAAAUUUGUGUCAGUAGACGAUUUGACUCCGUCAGAAGUAUAGAAGAAGGAUUUUACAGUUUAUAGUCAUGUGGAAGUGCCAGACUUCAACUCUAUCUAUUAGAAUGAGAGACUUUUGUGUACUCAAAAAGUGAGUACACUCUAGAAUCGAUCAGUGUCUCCGUCCGUCCGUUUACAUGAUAACUUUUGAAAGGAGAGUCCAAUCGCGAUGAAAUUUUCUGCACAGUUCAGUCUUAACAAUAUCUCAGAUGUGGGUGUGGGUGUGGGUGUGGGUGUGGGUGUGGGUGUGGGUGUGGGUGUGGGUGUGGGUGUGGGUGUGGGUGUGGGUGUGGGUGUGGGU
Messenger RNA from Rotaria sp. Silwood2, 1212 nucleotides. The record is from the annotation of a GenBank genome assembly. Lineage: Eukaryota; Metazoa; Rotifera; Eurotatoria; Philodinida; Philodinidae.